CCGUACUAGCGCUAUAUCAAUAGUUAAUUUCUGUUUUUAUCUGAGGUUAUUAGUAGUCCCAAUUCUAAAGGCUUUUACACUACGUAUUAUAUACUCAGUCUAAUACGCCAAUAAUACAUCUUUUUCUUUUCAAGCGUUCGAUAUACUCCUACAAUAGUGCUUGAUGACUGAACGUGAAGCAAUCAAAAGGCCUCGUCUUGAUUCCAUUUCAGAUCUAGAUGUUUUCCCAGAUAAAGAACAACAGUUGCCUUUCAGCACGUUCUUAUCAAAUUCCUUUCGACACAAUGAAAAACACCCCAUUUUAUCUGAUAAAAAAUUGGUUGUAUAUGAUUUGAAAGUUGAAAGACCUGAUUUGCCACUUUAUUACGAAAAAAAUGCUUGGGAUAGAUUAGAAAUCGCUAUACAUGCUAUUCAGCAGAAUCAACCUAGCCCGGAAAGCUUAGAAGUGUUGUACCAACUAUGCGAAAACCUCUGCCAAUAUGACAAGGCACAAGGAUUAUACGAGCUGUUAUAUGAAAAAUGCCGCAAAUACACAGAAUUUCAGUUCAAGAUUCUUGCAAACAAUUCUGAGCAAGGCGCUGAAUAUCUUCAUACAGUUCAUAUGCUAUGGAAGAGCUACUGUGACCAAAUGUCCCAAAUCAGAUGUUUAUUUCUUUAUUUAGACCGAACCUACGUCGCUUCCUCUUCAACAGUAUCUAUCUGGAAUAUGGCAAUGGCCUUAUUUCGGGAGAAUUACAUGAAACACGAUGGUGUGUGGAAAAAAGUCUUGGGCAUAAUAUUGGAUUUGAUCAAAUUGGAACGAACUGGUGAAAAAGUAGACGAACAAUUCUUACAAUUAAAUAUUCGCAUGUUAAUGGAUCUAAACCUAUAUCAUACAUCCUUUGAACAACAAUUACUCACAGCAACUAGAAGUUUCUAUGAUGAUGAAGGUGACAAAUUAGUUGAAAAUAUCAAUAUAUUUGAGUAUUUGGAACACAUUUCCACAAGAGUUCAUCAGGAAUCAAUCCUUCGAGUUAAAAGCUACUUUGAUAAAUCAACAAAAUCCCAUCUUCAGGCGAUUGUCGAGACAGAGUUAUUGACAAAAAGGGUUGAGCAUAUCUUGAACAAAUGUUUCAACUAUUUCCAGGGCCUGAAUGGGUUCCAAGAGAGCGAUUACGAUAAGUUUUCACUUUUGUACAGACUAUUACAAAAAGUCGGUAAACUUGAAAUAUGCGCCAAAUACUUUACAUCGUAUGUUAAGGCAAAAGGAUCGUCAAUUUUAUGCGAAAAAAUACCUGUGCAAGAUAAAAUGCUACGAUUAUCAGCAUUUGAAUCUCAGACAGAUGAAAUUGUUGAUCAUAGUUUUGAAGGAGAUGAACAAUUCGUGGAUGGAUUAAAAGAUGGAACUGAAUACUUUAUAAAUCUCAGAGCAAAUAAUGCUGUCAAAUUGCUGGCAAAGUAUAUUGAUCAAGUGCUUAGAGGUGAAAAGUUCGAUGAAGAGUUGUUAGAUAAAGCCAUGUUCAUAUUUCGCAACCUGCAAGGAAAAGACGAGUUCGAAGUACUAUAUAAAAGGGAUCUUGCAAAGCGCUUACUGCUCAAUGUUACAAAUAAAAAUUCAGAAAAGAUAAUGCUCACGAAAAUGAAGAAGGAGUGUGGUGCAGGCUAUACAGGAAAACUAGAGGGCAUGGUUAAAGAUAUAGAAAAAUCCGAUUCGCUGAUGGAUGAAUUUAACUCCAAAUAUACUGGUUCAAUUUUACCUCUAAAUCUCAAUGUUAACUUACUCACUAAUGGGUUUUGGCCUUCUUAUGUCCCAAUGACAGUGAAUUUGCCGCCUAUGUUUCAUCAAUUGCAAAGCAUGUAUACCGAAUUUUACAUGGAAAAAUUCGAAAAAAGAAUUUUAACGUGGCAAAAUUCUUUAAGUGUAUGCAAAGUCAAUGCGAAUUAUCCACUGGUAAAUUAGUUUAAAAGUAUUAGUUCUAUUUAUGCCUAAAGGUUUUAUAAUAUAGGGUACAAAACACAUCACCUUGACUCUGCUGCAAACAAUAGUUAUUUUAUUAUUUAAUGACAAGAGCAAAAAUUAUUUUUCUUUCACAGAUAUCCUUAUAUAUACGCAAUUAGGUAAAUCCAAAGAAAAAAA
This is a messenger RNA of Mucor mucedo, 2116 nucleotides long. Its product is annotated as Cullin. Lineage: Eukaryota; Fungi; Mucoromycota; Mucoromycetes; Mucorales; Mucoraceae. Gene Ontology annotation, molecular function: ubiquitin protein ligase binding. Bases 164 to 1939 code for a protein of 591 amino acids. Gene Ontology annotation, biological process: protein ubiquitination; ubiquitin-dependent protein catabolic process; DNA damage response. Gene Ontology annotation, cellular component: Cul4-RING E3 ubiquitin ligase complex. The transcript is spliced from 8 exons. The record is from RefSeq and is a predicted model, not a curated record.